AUGUCUAAGGACUUGAAAUUCCCGGAAGACUUUAUGUGGGGCACUGCCACUGCCUCGUACCAAGUGGAGGGUGCUAGCAACGAAGGUGGACGCGGCGACAGCAUCUGGGACGCCUUCUCUCGGACACCCGGCAAGAUCGUGAAUGGAGACACGGGCGAGAAGGCGGUGGAUCAUUAUCAUCGCUACAAGGAGGACGUGCAACUUAUGAAGAAGAUGGGACUCAAAGCUUACCGUCUCUCCAUCGCUUGGCCGCGGAUCAUCCCCGCAGGAGUCGGCGCAGUGAACGAGGAAGGCGUCGAGUUCUACAACAACCUCAUCAAUGAGCUACUGGCCAACGACAUCACGCCCCUGGUAACGCUGUACCAUUGGGAUUUACCCUUAGCUCUGCAAACCGAGUAUGACGGUUGGCUUGGUGGCAGAGUCAUCCAAGACGCCUUCGUGCAAUACGCUCGCGUGUGCUUCCAGCGCUUCGGAGACCGUGUGACCAACUGGUUGACGUUGAAUGAGCCGUGGUGCUCCGCCUUUCUGGGCUAUGGCAAUGGUGUUCAUGCUCCAGGACGCAAGUGGAAGCCACACACGGAAGUGUAUCUUGCAGGACACAACCUGUUGCUGGCCCACGCGCGUGCUGUUGAAGCCUACCGCAACGAGUUCCAAGCUACACAGAAAGGUAGAAUUGGCAUCACGCUGAACUGUGAUUGGCGCGAACCAGCAGCGACGGAUGAUCCCGUGCAAAAGGCUAAGAACGAAGAAGCGGCGGAGCGCUCGUUGCUCUUCUUCCUGGGAUGGUUUGCGGACCCGGUCUACAAAGGAGACUACCCGCAAGUCAUGAAAGACCGAUGUGGACUACGUCUACCAACGUUCACUGAAGACGAGAAGAAGUUAUUGAAGGGCAGCUCGGACUUCUUCGGUCUAAACCACUACGGUACCAGCUACACUGAGCCAUCAGAUGAGUAUGAGGCCAAGAUCGCGCCACCGGAUGAUGCUACUGGUGGCUAUGGACUCGAUGAAGGCACCAAACUGACGUCGGAUGACUCGUGGAAGCGCACGGACAUGGGCUGGAACGCUGUAGGUUGGGGCUUCCAGAAGCUGCUGGUCUGGAUCCAGAAGCGUUAUGCAGUGUCCAACGGCAUUCUAGUCACAGAGAAUGGCUGCGCGUGGCCGGAUCGUACCAAGGAGGAGGCUCAGAAUGACGAUUUCCGUGUGCAGUUCUCUAAGGAAUAUCUCACUGGACUACACAACGCUAUUGCGGAAGGCGCAGAUGUCCGUGGAUACUUCGCUUGGUCUUUUAUUGACAACUACGAGUGGGCGGAGGGAUACACUAAGCGCUUUGGACUGCACUGGGUCAACUACGAGACCAUGGAACGCACUCCUAAAAAGUCGGCGCUCUGGUACGGCGACGUCAUUCGCAAUAACGGAUUCGCUGCUUAA
Phytophthora infestans T30-4 is the source of this 1428-nucleotide messenger RNA. Its product is annotated as glycoside hydrolase, putative. The transcript has a single exon. NCBI's taxonomy places the organism in Eukaryota, Oomycota, Peronosporomycetes, Peronosporales, Peronosporaceae. Gene Ontology annotation, molecular function: beta-glucosidase activity. Gene Ontology annotation, biological process: cellulose catabolic process. The coding region runs from base 1 to 1428 and encodes 475 amino acids. The record is from RefSeq and is a predicted model, not a curated record.